This is a messenger RNA of Salvia miltiorrhiza (redroot sage), 2147 nucleotides long. RefSeq names its product inactive glucose-1-phosphate adenylyltransferase small subunit 2, chloroplastic. The record is from RefSeq and is a predicted model, not a curated record. The transcript has 8 exons. Gene Ontology annotation, molecular function: glucose-1-phosphate adenylyltransferase activity. Bases 582 to 1958 code for a protein of 458 amino acids. Lineage: Eukaryota; Viridiplantae; Streptophyta; Magnoliopsida; Lamiales; Lamiaceae. Gene Ontology annotation, biological process: glycogen biosynthetic process.
UCUUUCUUGAUAAAAAACACAUUUAAAAUUCGAGAUUACGUAUAAAUGAUUAAUGACUGAUAAAGCUUAAUAAGGGCAAAAAUUAGAGGCUAAGACAGUCUUUUGAGAGGGGAUCGCAUGGAGCAGCAAGCAUCUCACAUGGUGGAAUAAAGACACAAAAAAGUGAAGAGAAGAAGAAGCUUAGAGCAAAAGUAUCAGAAAUCAUAGUAAUAUGGUAAGAGACAAAAAAAAACAAAAGAAAAAAAGAAGCAGAAGAAGAAGAAGAUAAUAUUUACGGUUAUACAAGGUUGUUGUCUUUUAACUUUAUGCUAACCAAGUUAUGUAUCAAAACCACAAAAAGCAUGGAUUACAUCAAAAUGCACAGCAUACAUAAACAGAAUUUGAUGAGCAGCAGCAACAAGCUGGUCACAGACAAGAUCCAAUCUAGUGUCCAUGAAGAAGAAGAAACCUAAAUAUUCCCUUCUUAUCUCCUUCAUUAAAUCCUUCUCUCCACACAAUGCACCUACAAAGAUUAAAAAAAAUAAACUCAUAUUCAUCAAGCCUCAAGAACAAAAAAAAAUCUGUUCAAAUUUGUUAGUAUAAUGCCUAUGCUCUCUUCACUGUGUAGCCUUCCCUACACUUGCUACAAGCUCACGUCUCCUUCUUCUUUCGUGAAGAGCUCGCAGAAUCCAGACUGCUUGAACUCUCUGUUCCCACCAGCAAGCCAGAGUGUUGCAGCAAUUGUGUUUGGAGAUCAGUCCUCGCAGUCGAGGCUGUACCCGCUGACAAAGAGGAGAUCAGAGGCUGCCAUUCCCAUAGCUGGGAGCUACAGGCUGGUUGAUGCUGUUCUGAGCAACUGCAUCAACAGCAACAUAACCAAAAUCUACGCACUCACGCAGUUCAACUCGACCUCUCUCAACUCCCACAUUGCACGGGCCUACUCUGGGGCGCGCCUUUCAAAGGAUGGGUUCGUGGAGGUCAUUGCAGCAUACCAGAGCCCAGAUGACAACGGCUGGUUUCAGGGAACUGCAGAUGCAAUUAGGAGGUGUUUGUGGGUUCUUGAGGAGUAUCCUGUGAAUGAGUUCUUGAUUCUUCCCGGCCACCAUCUCUAUAGAAUGGACUAUCAGAAGCUCAUAGACGCCCACCGCAGAAGCAAGGCACAUAUAACUGUCUCCUUGUUUAGCAAAGCAGAGAAUAAGGAUCAUGGAUUUGGGAUCUUCAAACUCAAUGCUCAAAACCAAGUUCUUGAGUUCAGAGAGAAUCCUAACCAUCAUUUUCGGGUGAAUGAGCGCGAUGAUGAUGUGUUUUCGAGCAUGGGAAUCUAUGUCAUCAACAGAGAUGUGAUGAGAAUGCUGCUGACAGAGGCUUUCCCAAAUGUGAAUGACUUGAAAAGCCAAGUAAUCCCAGGUGCAAUCUCUCUUGGAAUGAAGAUCAAUGGCUAUCUCUUUGAUGGAUAUUGGGAGGAUAUGAGAAGCAUAGAGGCUUAUUACCGCGCAAAUAUGGAGACUAUUAGAAGGGAAAACACAGUGUAUAACAGCUUCUACGACAGAGAUUCGCCUCUGUACACGCUGCCACGCCAUCUGCCUCCAACUCUUGUAACGGAUGCAAUCAUAACGGAUUCCAUCAUCGGAGAUGGCUGCAUUCUCAGUAAAUGCAGGAUCAAAGGCACUGUGAUAGGCAUGAGAACAAGGAUAGGAGACAAUGCUGUGGUUGAGGAUUCAGUUAUCAUGGGAUCUGAUACUUAUGAUCAUAAUGGUAUUAGUGAUGGUGAAGCCAUUGGCAUUCCUAUUGGCAUUGGGGAAUGCUCACAUAUAAGGAAGGCGAUCGUUGAUAAACAUGCAAGAAUUGGGAAGAAUGUGAUGAUUAUAAACAAAGACAAUGUGCAGGAAGGAAACAUGGAGGCAAAUGGAUACAUAAUUUCUGGAGGGAUAGUUGUAGUUAUAAGAAGUGCAGUGAUUCCAGAUGGAAGCAUACUUUAAUUACAAAGUUUGGAUCAUAUGUGAAAUAAUCAGAGGAAAUUUUCAUGAUUCUUUUAUUUGUAGCCAUUAUAGAAUAUAGGGAUCCAAAAGAAAAGGAAAAUUAGUAAGCGGGCUCGGGAUUAAAAUACGAUUGAAUCCUUUGUUCGUGUGAAAUCAAGAUGCACCAAAUUCAAGGGAGAUUUAUGCAAA